This is a messenger RNA of Salvia hispanica, 396 nucleotides long. The record is from RefSeq and is a predicted model, not a curated record. NCBI's taxonomy places the organism in Eukaryota, Viridiplantae, Streptophyta, Magnoliopsida, Lamiales, Lamiaceae.
UCAAUAACCAAAAGCAAAAUUCAUCUACCUUAGUUCUUUACCAUGGAUGUUGGUGGGAUAGCAAAAGUGGUGGCAUUGGUAGCGGCUAUUGUCGUGAUUCUCGACGGAGCAAUGGCAAUGACCUUGUGCAAUGUGACGGUCGGCUUCACUGCAUGCAAGCCGUCUGUCACGCCGCCUAACCCAGUGAUGCCCUCGCCCGAGUGCUGUGAGGCCGUCACUGGGGCUGACUUGCAAUGCUUCUGUUCCUACAAGAACUCAUUCUUACUGCCCUCACUUGGGAUUGAUCCCGAUCUCGCCCUAGCUCUUCCCGCCAAAUGCAAUGUCCCCUCCCCGCCCAACUGCUAACAAAUGUUGGCACACUGAAUUUUCUAAUUAGACAUCAAUGUGUUUGCGUUA